CUUGACAUCACCGUAGUCGGGACUGUGUCGAGUUUCGAUGCGAAUUGCUUCCCUUCCACAGUUUUAUAAAAGAAGGUCGAAGGAGAGAAGACCGAGUUAGGUUAAUAUGGUCAAACAGAAAGGAUUUCCCAUGGAGAGGAUUUCUACCUUGGCUCUGCUCUGUCUGUUGUGGUCAGGUGUCACGGCCCUACAGGUUAAAAUCCCUAAAACGGAGUAUGAAUUUGCCAGAGGAGACAACAUCACACUACCAUGCACAUUUACACCUUCCAAACCUAACCCACCACAGAUCAGCAUCACAUGGUCAGCUGAGGCAGAAAAGGCUAAUGCGGAAGAGAGCGUGGUCCUCACCUAUUUCUACCCCCUAGGGGCCACUAAUGUCAAAGCCAAGUAUGAAGGUCGGGUCCGUGUUGAUCUAGACAUCAAAACUGGAAAAGCUGACCUGAAACUUUCCUCCAUCACACUGGACGACAACAAGAACUUUGAGUGUCGUGUUCUGAUCCCAUUUGACGAUGAGGGCCAGCCAUAUGACACUACACGUUUGGUAGUUCUAGUGGCUCCUUCAACACCCAUCUGUAAAAUCCAGGGAAAGCAAGAGUAUGGCCAGAACAUCAACCUCACCUGUGUGUCGGAGGAAGGUUCCCCUCCUCCCACUUAUAAGUGGGAGAGUCGGGAUGUACGAAAUAUGCCUCGUGUUGCAGACCCAAGAACCACUGACAAGGGAGGCAUCCUGUCUCUGUAUAAUAUCUCCAAAGACACCUCAGGAUACUACACCUGCACGUCGAGUAACAAGAUCCGCUCUGCUUCUUGUAACGUCACCCUCUCAGUAUUGCCACCAUCCAUGAACAUCGGUUCCACUGCAGGAAUCAUUGGUGGAGUCAUCGCCGCGUUGAUCAUACUCAUCAUCGUCAUCUACUGCUGCUGCUGCAAAAAGAAGAAGCAAGAUGAGGAAUACGCCAUGGGGGCUCGUGAGGAGGAGUUCCACGACAAAGAGCCCGGAAAAAAUGGUGAGACUCGCCAUCCUGAUGGGCAGGAGACUACGCCGGAUUAUGAUGAUUCCAGCGUAAGGAGUCCUAAUGAUCGACGUGACGAAGAAAGGAGUGAGCGUGGUUAUGACAAGCGUAGGGAUUACGACGAUGGGCACAGCGAUUAUGAUGAUCGCCGUAGUGACUACACUGACCGACGCAGAGACUACGAUGACCGACGCAGCGACUAUGAUGACCGACGUAGCGACUAUGACGACAGACGCAGUGACUACACUGACCGACGCAGCGACUAUGAUGACCGCCGUGAGCGCUAUGACGACGAUCGCCAUUACAACGAUCGCAGAGACCGUCAAUAUGAUGACCGUGACUGACCGUGAUGACUUUCAAGGAUGGACUAUGACGAUUAAGCCAACUAAUCUCUGUUAAAGUCACCAUCCGGAUUUCUUUGUUUUAUCCUUUCUGAUUCUACAUGUGGGAGACUUUUCCCCAGUUGGGCUUUUUAUAUGAAAAUUUUGCAGCUUUUGUUAUUUUAGCGUAGAUGUGGCUGAGCGUUGGUCUGGGAAGUUCAGGGAUGUUUUUAAAAGUCAGCGCUGGGUGAGGUCAAAAGUGUAACUCAGGUUUAAAUAAUGCUAUGAAAAAUAUGUUUAUCCUUGCAUGCAAAAUUUGGGUUUUAUUGAUUUUAAGAGCCAGAGAAGCGUCCCACAGAUCUCACAUUUUCUUUAUUUAUAAAAAGGUUUUUUAAACUAACUUAAUAUUUUUAUCUGGCAUUUCCACUGUUGUCCAACAGAAAUGUUUCCAGCUUAUGAAGUCAUUCCCAUUAUUAAUAUUUUAAUCACAGAAUGUGGUAUGUAGAGCAUUUAAAUCAAAUAUUUUAGGAUAUAUAAUACAAUAAUCACACUCUUUCUCUAGACUAUGAAUCAAACAUGCUUUACUCUGACUAUUUUCUUUUUGCUGAUGUACAGUAUUCUUUGUUUUCAUUUGUAUCAGGGGCCUUUUUGACUUUUAAAUGUGAUACUUCAGUUAUUUAUCAUUUAUAAUUUGCCAUUAUUUUGCACAGAGGCAGAAUACUGUGUGCAAAUGUUGUCAGAUGAUGAAAGGGAGUUUUGUAAAUCAUGAGGUUGGUAUUUUAGCUUUAAACUGCUGAUUUAAUGAGCGCGCCAAAGUGUUUUUACAUUUUUAUUAACACAGGUCCUUCUGGGUGUAACUGGUGGUAGUGUUUUUUAAUCUUAUCAUUUAAAAAAAGCUGCACUAAAAAAGAAAAAAAAAUUGAGAUUAGCAUUCUGUACAUUUACCUGAACUGUUGUUUUUGUGUACAGAGAUAAAUACUGUGUAUUCUAUAGAAACACAAGCUCUGAACUAUUUUAACGGUGCCUGUAGUGAGUGCUUUUGAUUCAUUUGUUUUGUACUACAAUAAAAAUAAAAACUGGAACUACAAUUUCUGCCAAUUAUUGGUCGUGAUAUUGUCUUUCCUGGUUUUAAUGUUUUUAUUGCAAAAAAAUCUCUGUCAAUUGUAAAUAAUUCUGCCUGUGUUUUAAAUGUGUUUUUAAGACCAGUGGAUACUGAGAAUCGCUGUAUAAUAAUAUUUUGAUCAUCAUUCAUCAACAUAUGUUACUUUAGAUGAUAUGGAAUUAUGCACAUUUUAUAAAUAGAUAAUAAAUACUUUUUUUUUUUUUUUUUUAACAAGGGGGUUAAA
This is a messenger RNA of Cololabis saira (Pacific saury), 2676 nucleotides long. RefSeq names its product glycoprotein A33 (transmembrane), paralog a (gene gpa33a). The record is from RefSeq and is a predicted model, not a curated record. Gene Ontology annotation, cellular component: plasma membrane. Bases 107 to 1354 code for a protein of 415 amino acids. The transcript is spliced from 7 exons. Lineage: Eukaryota; Metazoa; Chordata; Actinopteri; Beloniformes; Belonidae.